AUGAAUGCUCCCAUUUCCUCGCCGUCGCAGGCCGCCGCCGCCUCCGCCUCCGCCUCCUCGUCCUCGAAUACUUCUGCCUCGUCGUCUCUCCGCACCUCGCCCGAGCAAAUGACCUCGGUGCCCGCCCCGCCGGCCCAGCAGGACAUGAAGCAGCCCUCGACCGACGCCUUUCUCAAAGACUUUACCCUCGUCGCCGAGGCGGCCAAGCGCGCCCAGGUCGCUGUCAUGUCGCACCACGCCGUUGAAAUUCCACUUGGUCCCCUCGCAACAGUGCCACUUUCGAGACGACGGCUGUUUGAGCCCUGA
This is a messenger RNA of Beauveria bassiana ARSEF 2860, 306 nucleotides long. RefSeq lists its product as uncharacterized. NCBI's taxonomy places the organism in Eukaryota, Fungi, Ascomycota, Sordariomycetes, Hypocreales, Cordycipitaceae. Bases 1 to 306 code for a protein of 101 amino acids. The record is from RefSeq and is a predicted model, not a curated record. The transcript has 2 exons.